Molecule: messenger RNA, 1950 nt
Organism: Epinephelus fuscoguttatus (brown-marbled grouper)
Lineage: Eukaryota; Metazoa; Chordata; Actinopteri; Perciformes; Serranidae
Gene: psme3ip1
Product: proteasome activator subunit 3 interacting protein 1
Exons: 7
Coding region: 143-979 (278 amino acids)
Cellular component (GO): nucleus
Source: RefSeq, a predicted model, not a curated record
CUCUCAGCCCUGCUGCCGAAGAGCAGGUCGGAACUACAGUCGCGCGUCAAAAUUUGUGACGGGGUAUUUUUACUGUGACACAAAACGUCAUUGAUUUGGAGCUGGUAAUAUCAUACCAACUAGCGGAGCUCGGUCAGUUGAAAUGGCAGGGGGCGAGACAGCAGGCGUCGACCUCAGCAGGAAGUUUGUGUCGGAAGCUGAGCUUGAUGAGAAGAGGAAGAAGAGACAGGAGGAAUGGGAGAAAGUCAGGAAACCUGAAGACCCAGAGCAGGCCCCAGAGGAGGAGUAUGACCCACGUUCUCUCUUUGAGCGAUUGCAGGAGCAGAAAGACAAGAAACAAGAGGAAUAUGAGGAGCAAUUUAAAUUCAGGAAUAUGGUAAGGGGAUUGGACGAGGACGAGACCAGCUUCCUGGACGAGGUCUCCCGGCAACAGUGCCUGGUGGAGAAGCAACGCAGAGAUGAGGAGAAGCAGGAACUACUGGAAUACAGAAGCGCUCUAGUGAAGCAAGCGUCCACCGAAAACCGCAGAGAGCCUGAAAAGAAGGUGGCACCCAAACAUUCGGGGGCGGAGCAAAGGACCAGCCACCUGUCUCAGGCCCAUUUAUUGGCUGGAGCUGUGAAGAGGCGCAGCUCCUCCCAGUCGUCAGACAGCAGUAAGAAACAGAAGGUGGAUAUCACAACAACAGCAACGACAGGAAAUGGAGACACACACACAGAACAGGAGGAUGGAGCAGGAGGAGGAGCAGGGGGAGCUGAAGAUCAACAAACAGUCCCUGGCCUGACGGCGAAGACUCCCUCGGCUCCCCUGAGCUCCGGUCAAGGCGUGUUACACCUGCCGUCGGCAGCUGUGUGCGUUGGCGUUUUACCAGGACUCUGGGUUUAUUCCGGCAGCAGCGACUCUGACAGCAGCUCGGACAGCGAAGGUAGCGUGGACGCAAUCAUGUUGCCGUACCCACGGCACAGCAGGGCCUACAGAUAGACACACACAUACUAACACACACACACACACACACACACACACACACACACACACACACACACACGACUGAUGUAAGUUUGCAUGCCUUCACAGUGGCUAGCAAACAGUCAGAAAAGCUAACCUCACACAGGACAUGCACACACAGAGACAGAUUUAAAGGUCAGAAUACGCAAACACACACACACACACACACACACACACACACACACACACACACAGACGGCACGUACAGAAGUGUACCUGCAGGCCACACAAGUUCAUAUCAUGUUAGAGUCAUUCACUGGCAGCACACACUCCUAGCAAACAUUUCAGUAUUCCUGUUGUUUUCACAGCUGUGAGUUGAACUGUUGCUCUUUGUCAUCAGACAAAGUUCAGCCAAGUGAUAUAAUCCUAAUAAAAAGUAACACUAAAACCAAUAUAAACUCUACUCUGAACUAAAUCUGUUUAUUUAUUUGUGGUUUUGCUUUUGUGGCACUCAAACAUGAUACCUCCACCCUUCCUUCCCUCAAUCACAUCUCACGCAGUUUAAGCCGAGCAACCAAUCCCGCACUGCCUACCCCGACGACAUCCUGCCCCCCCUACCACCCAACCCUACUCCCAACCCAAGCCACAGCGACUGCAAGCUGUGUUGUUGGCUGAGGGAACAGUGAUUGACAGCUGUGGAGCAAGCAAGAGACUUCUUUAGACUGUGUCAAAUGACUCACACCUUUUAGCUUUCAGCAGCAGAGGAGAGACAGAGAGAACCGGGGCAGGACACGCUUCGCUCUCUGUUUGGGUUAAAUGCAGAGUCGGAAUGGUUUGAAAAAAAAAAAUCCUGUUUUUAUUUGUGUGUUGUAAUACGUUUUCUCAUCAGUGGUUUUAAGUGGCAUUGUGCUGAAAGAUGCUGGACUGUUUGCUGCUGUCUCAGACGUUUGAGUUUUGUUUUGUUGGUCAAAGUCUGAGCAGAGAGAAAUAAAGAGCUUUCCCUUGUA